GCCGAUUAUCAGCCCAUGUCCAAAAUAAGCCCAAUUAUUGGCGUCACCCCGUCCUGCUGCCGCCGCCGCCGCUGAAGCGCGGCUAUGGCGCGGUGGUCGUCUCCCAAGGACCCGCCGCUGGAGGCAGCCCUCCGCCGCAACCGGCGCUGGAUCGUGAACAACCAGAUCAAGCGCCUCCUCCUCCGCUUCCCGUCCCGCUCUGCCCCAGUCCGCCUCCUCCAGUCCCGCUUCAAGACGCUCGACCUCCUCGGCCGCGCCGCCAACUGGCUCCGCAAGUACCCAUCCUGCUUCGACAUCUUCACCGGCGAAGGCCCCUCAGGGAGCGGCGGGGAGCUCUGCUUCGGCUUCACCAAGCGGAUGGCCGAGCUCGUCGACGCCGAGGAGGCCGCCGUCGCCGCGUCCGAGCCAGCCAUGGCCGACCGGCUCGCGCGGGUGCUCAUGCUCGCCCGUGGACGCCGCCUCCAGGUCUCCAAGCUCGCCGCGCUGCGCGGACCGCUCGGCCUCCCCGACGACUACCUCCUCCGCGUCCUGCCGGCCCACACCGACCUCUUCCGCCUCGCCAACCCGUACCCUCACCGCCGCAACGCCGCCGAGCUGGAGCUGCUCCGGUGGGUUCCCUCCCUCGCCGUCUCCUCCGUCGAGGCCGCCGCCUCCGCGAGGAACUCCCUCCCGAGGUUCACCUGCUCGUUGCCGUCCUCUUGGGUCAAGUCCCACGAAAAGAUGGAGGAUUUCAACUCCACGCCUUACAUUUCGCCCUACUCGGAGGACUGGGCGGUUGCCAGCACGGACGCGGAGGCCGAGAAGCGCGCCGUGGCCGUGGUUCAUGAGUUCCUUUCGCUCACCAUGUGGAGAAAGAUUUCGGUUAUGAAGCUUGAACACUUCAGAUGGGAGUUCGGGCUGCCGGAGGACAUUGGUAGGCUGCUGCUCCGGCAUCCAUGCCUCUUCUAUGUGUCAAAUCGAUACAAACUCCACACGGUGGUGCUUCGUGAGGGUUACGAUGUGUCCGAGCUGAGGGUGAAGGAUCCAGUGGUGGCGGCAAAGGAUAGGCUCGGGGAGCUGAUGCAGGAGGGGCUGCACGAGUAUAACCAGCGGCGGCGUGCUGCUAAUUUGGAGAAUAAGAGGAGGAGAGGCGAUGUUGAUGUAAAGAAGGAGGAAGAGGAGCCGGAGGAUGACGCAGCACGGUUGGACAGUGCGGAGAAGAGGGAGGAGCGGAGGAGGUUUUACAAGGUGCUGUUUGGUGAUGACAACCAGUGAUCGGUUUGUGGAAGCCUGAUGCUCAUCAUAUCCAUUGCUGCAAUGUUUGUCCACUCUCACUAUGGACUGAAGCAGCUACCGAUGGAUGCAGUGAGAGUGGCAUUGCUACGAAGGCAUGAGACCUUUAUGUGCAGUUGAAUAUAAUUUGGCUGGGUGUUGUUGCUGGUCAUAGGGAAUCUAAUUCAUGACCUGCUACUGUUUCUUAUAAGAACGUAUGCUGGAACAGCUGCAAGAGUGCCACCAGGUGGUUAGUUUGAUCUUUGGUGGAUUGCGACAAUUGUAGCAAUCUCUCAAAUGGAUAAUUCAAAGUAAACAAUUGAUGGAACUUGAGAAGGAUUUCUGUGAAGGAAGACAUACAUAUUUGAUGACAUGAAUUAGUGGUGCCUGUGAUAAAGAUGGUAAGAUUUAUAUGAUAACAUGACUUGGGAGUGAAUCAACAACAGUGCAGACUGGUUCUGUAUCAUCACAAAGAAAGAAACUCAUGUGCAGCAAUUGCUGCUUAUGAAAUGCACUGUGAUAUUGUUUGUUCUUUGAGGAUUGUGUUUUGUGCAACAAUAUCUUCAGCCCAGGAAACAGAAUCUCGAUACACAUGAUUUUACAUUUGAGGAUGCCUUCGUAUGGUCAAUGACAAUUAUGGUGCCAUCAAGUUGGAGCAGAUAGUUGCAUUUACUAAGUAGCAGCAGUUCUAACUUCUUCCACUAUGACCCAGCUGGUGUUGUCGAUCGUUCCCUGCAAGCAAGGUAAACUGGGACUAGAGAUUCUUCACAUGUAAUGGGAACUUGAGAUAAAGAAUGUACAACAUCAGUAAGAGAGAGGACUUCACACUCCAGUGUCUGCAGUUUCAAAAGCAUUCCUGUUUGCCACCUUCUGUAAGGUACUCUCAUGACUCAUCACCAUCGCCAUAAAUUCCUUGUACCAAGAAAACCGUUCCAGUCCUAUUUAGCGAACACAACAUGCUUACAUGGAUAAUACAAUUGUCACCUGCUCAUUUUUGGAAGGUGUAGUACAGGCGAAAUUAAUCACAAUGGCUAAUUAAUCUGGCACAAGACAAGUUGACUCAGAUUCUGUACAUGAAUGAUUCAGUCAAUUGACAGGAGAAGACUGAGAAAAACUUAGAGAAAUAAUAGGUUGGAUAAUGAUUGAUAAAAAUGAUUCAAGAAUACUCAUUUCCCCCUGAAAAGGACAAGAAUACUCAAAAGGUGUGUCAGAGUGUGUAACCACCAUCUGAAAGGAUUUAUAACAUGUGUAUAACUUGUUUAAAAUAUAACAUGUGUACAACUGAAUAGAGAUCGUUUGACUUUAACCAUUUGUCCUUUAAUAGAACACUUAGUUAUUCCAUCAUCUAGAAAGAAACAUCUUUCUUGUCAAACUAAUUGAACAAUAAUUUCUCCUUUCACCUUAAAAUGGCAUCGUCAGAGUUCCCAACCCCCCCCCCCCCCCCCCCAGUCUGUACUCUUUUUUCUGGGCCUGAGACUGGGUACACGGUUAUAGGUUGAGUUCCCUACCCCCUACACACAGACACACACACCAGGCAAUAAAAGAGGGAAAAGGAAGAAGCAAUGCAGGAACACCCGUAACGAAGACAAAGAGUAAAAGUACACUUUUCCAUUAUAUAUAAGGUCAAACCUAAUGCCAAAGCAAACAAACAAUUUUUCUCUUAUGAGUUUUUCCAAAGACCACUCUACUGCUAAGAAAAUAAACAUAUUUUUUUCUAGUUUUUUAAAUAUUGUUUUUUGAGUUUUCCCUGUUUCAAACCAGUCUAUAGUAAAUGAGACACCAUAUUCUUGGCACAAGGGUACAAAUAAACAAAUCCUGAGUAAUCAAUUGGUCUUCCAAGUGAUGACAACAAGAUUGAGAAGGCUUCUAGAUGUCAUGAUCCUGCGAGAAGAAAAUGUAAGGCUGGUUUUGUAAUUGGGAAAAAGGAAAACCAUGCAAAGCAGAGUUAUUACACAAAAAAACACAAAUUUGGGAAUUCAAAAUCACCAAAAAAUUAAAAAAUUCUACAAACAUGGAAUAGUAAAUAUGUGAGUUGCUUUGCAAAUUUGUAGAGAUUAACUAAUUGAGUGAAAUUAGAAAUAAGAAUAGUAACAGCUAUGUGGCGUGCCGUUUGAUGCCAAUAUGAAGAAUUGAACAUAUGGGCAAGCAUUAGUGUGGACACAAUUGAGAGAAAAAGGGAGAUAGAGGCGGGUAUAGUGUACCAGCUUUUGAUGGCCUGAGUGAAGCAAGAGAAAUGCAUAGUGCCGUUCAAGGUUGGCUCGGUGCUCCUUCCUGAACACCAGUGCCUGUGGCAACUGUUAAGGAGUAUUAGUAUCAUUGUCUGCUUGGAGUUGAGCAUAAACCACUCUCUCGGCCAUCAGGGACAUGGCAAAUUAGUGAAUUUCUACAUAGCAGGCGAUCAGUAUGACUGAGUAGUAUGUACGACAUGUACCUCUUUUUGCUCCAUCAUCAUAGUCGUCGUCGUCGAUGUCAGUGUAGUCGGAGCUGUAUGUGACAUCACUGUCGUCCGUCUAGUAGAUAUAAAAAAUAUAUAAUCGGUGGGCUGGGUAUCAGUGCACGUGAUAUAUGAUUUCCUAUACCCACGACCGAUCUUAUGUAGUAGGAUGUACGUGCAUACCUCUUCUUCUUGGUCGGCACCAGCAUGGUCAUGCAACCAAGUCUUCAAUUUGGUGACGAUGCCUGGCAGCUCUUCUUCGCCAUACCUCCCGACUCGAGGCUCGGCUGCGUCACGUAACAAGGUCUCCAGUGAUUUAAUCAUGCGAUGUAUAUCUCUUUGAUCUGCAGUAAUGUCUUCCUCAUCGGGCCUGUCCAAUUCAUGUAGGAUUGACCUGAGUGCAUCAAUGAGCCGAGCUGCUUUCCGGUCGUAGUUCUCUCUUUCUAUAUAAAGGUCAAGAUUCUUAGAAUUGGGAUGGAUUCUCUCGGCUUUCCACAGUACUGUCUUCGCUGCUUUCAAUUCCCCGAAGGUGCUGUUAGCGCAGUCAAGCCGACAUGUGACUCCCUCAAGUAAAGGACAUCUAUUAUUCCAUGGCACAAGGCUGUCCUUUCUUCCAACGCUGGCACAGUAUGACAACAUUUGAAGCCUUGGCAAUGCGCCUUCUCCAAGAGUGAUUUCUAUGUUCGUGCUCAAGUGUUUCAGUUUCUUGAACUCAUGGCAACCAAAGAUCCUGAGCUUCUACAACUUCCACAUGCAGCCACAGCUGAGAGAGGAGCGGAACACGCAAAGAAUUGAAGCACGGCGGCACCCUCGGCAUAAUUAUGCCGGUCAGAGACAAAAAGCGGAGCUUUGUGUCGAGGGCCAAGUCUUCUAGGCUGUCAACACGGACAAUGAAUUUUGUUUCAUACAAAUCCAUGAAUUCAUUGAGCUCAAACCUCCUAAUAAUCAGACUUUGGAUCUUGUGCAGGUUGCACAGCGACCCUGCUAGAGCCUUGCCUGCAGUCUCCUCACAUUUGCCGAACUGGAUUUCGAGCACCCUCAGCUUUGUACAGCUCCAUGUCAAGUUCAAGGAGGAUGUCCCUGAGAACUUUCUUCGUGCCUUGGUUCUGACCAACUGGAACAAAACCUUGACACUGGUAUGUAUCACUAAGUUUGUCAUAUAAUGCUUUUGCAAGGGUGGUCUUGCCCAAACCUCCAAAUCCAACAAUGGAGACUAUCUUGGUGUUUUUUGGGGACGUGUCAACACCCUCGGACAAGACCUUCAUUACCUCUUCAAUUGGCUCAUCAGUACCAACAAGGUCGGAUGCCUUGCUGUAUAGAGCUGAGAGACGAGGGUCAACAGUAGUUGUUGCAACAUUAGCAACAACGUCCUCGAUCUUGUAUCUAUCAUACCGUUCCUUGAUCUGCCUAACUUGGCUCUCGAUACCUUUGAUGUCAUUGGCUAUUUCAUGGCGCGCCUUGAACUUGGUGCACUUGUUGCGGACCAUCUUCAACAAGUGCUUCAUUUUGGGCUUGGUUGUUUCAACACCAUCAACACGCGUCCUGAAGGAGUCGAGCUUGUCUUCAAUGGCGUAGGACAACUCCCUAACCUCGUUAGCCCAUAUCUUGAUCUGUGGGUCAAGUUGAUCCAGGGGCACGCUGGAUACCUUCACAAGAGCUCCCUGCAUGCUCUCGAGCUCAGCCUUGAGGUCUCCAAUCCCCUUCUUCACACUCUCCUUCAUGUUGUACUCCUCUAGGAGUAUCUCCCCAAGCUUGGGGAGGAGAGAGCUCAUCGCCCCUGUGGCGAACUCCAUGCUGUGACUUCACCUCCCCCUCUCUCACUUUCUAACUUGAUGGUUUUUCUCUUCUUCUUUUCUCUCACUCAGUUUCUAUCUAUUUUCAGAAGGUCUCUCUUAAUGGAUGUGGCUAGGAUGCUGUCUCUUGUAUGUUUAUGUGUAUGUGGACUACAAGCUAGUUGUAGUGGCUUUGAAACCCGAUUGCUCCACUAGAUCAAUUUGUGUAAGUUUAGUUCGCUCUGGAUGUGUGCAAAUUUUAAUAGUGCUACUACCAAAGUUUACCAGUGGAGUUUGUCAGAAUCCAGUGAAGAGAUGCUCCCAAGAUUUAAAAUUAAUUAGCACGUGCAAAUUUCUCUAGAUCAGCGCAAAUUUGUAGGUUAGUGCAUUAUAUAUGGAGGUAGUGUAUACUACCAUUGUAUUUCGUUUUAAUUAGUUAUCUGCUGCUUCCAAUCAGCCAGAGGGUGUAAAAUCUAUUAAUUGCCAUCUUGCAAUGCAUUGUUUGUUUGGGUAAAAAAUACAUCAAGAAAGUGCUUUGUGAACUUCUACUGUGGAUGAAAAUGAUCCUUACUUGUACUUCACCUAUGCAAACCUGCGUGUACUUUCAGAUUUUUUUGGAGUAGCUUGUAGUUUAGGAAGUAUUUGGAGCUUAAUUACAUUAACUAUGAGUGAAACCGCAGGGUAUAAUUUCUCAAUUCCUAUGCACAGGUCAUUAAGCAAUAAAAUUUGAAGCAAGCUAAGCAGGCAAUUUAUGGAUGCAGAAAACAAAGAUUCAGAUUCGUUUGUCCACAUUCAGAUGUGAACUAUUACCUCCAUUCCGAAAUAUAAGCCUGUUUAGAAAGUUAAUUUAGCUUUCUAAAAAGGUUUACAUUUCAAAACGAAGGUAGUACUAGACAAACCAUCUGUACGGUACGGAUCAUUAGACAAUUCCACCGGCCAAGCCUUAUAAAAGAUGAAUAUAAGAUGUAGUACACUUUGUGCGGAUCAAGGAGGAAAUAAUAUAUCUUAACAGGUCACUAAAAAGCCGCCGUGCGGCUUUCGUGUCAAGAUACACACAAAGCUGUUGAAUCCCAGCCAUCAAAUUCUCGAUUUAUUCAUGGUCUAAAAGCACUUCCAUCCCUUGCUUUUCUGGUGCUGUCAUAUCCACCACCAUCUCGUUGCUACCUUUCCAUCCUGUAAAUGUAUGUAUGAUGCGAUUUAUUCAUCAAGGCAUUUCUUGUGAACAUUUUCCUAUCUAUGUUUUCUUUCACGUAGAAGGAGAGGAGAUACCUUUGGACAUGUUGAACCCGCGAUUUUCUAGCUCUUUGUACUCUUGGCAUAGCGCACAACUUUCACAAAACAUGUGAACGCAGCAAUCCAUGAAGGGCGAUCCUGGAAAGUUGUAUUGCGCCCGCAGUGAAGAGCGUUUGGUACAAGAAUACAACCAGUUGCAGCCUAUGGACCCUAGCAAAACAUACAGAGUCCCCUGCAUGCAGCAUGCUGGAAACAAGGAGAGUCAACCAACAAGACUUUCAGUUUUUAUGUUUGAACCCAAGAGAAAAUUUUAAGUGAAGCACCGUACAUGAUGAGCCUUUGUCCGCAAUGUCAGCAAUGCGACCAAAUGUAAUGCAGGGGCACCAGCAUGUCAAGCAAACUGCAGCGAUAGCAAAGAAUAUGAAAUAUCAACGGCUAAUUGACAUACAUUAUUAAAAAUCUCCACACAAGAAAAACAUAGAUGAUAGCUCUGCAUACAUGUGCCACAGUCUCCAAAGCAGCCAAAAAGCCCAGUUGACCACUUUCCCAGCUUGCUGGUCAUUUUUUUGAUAGAUUAUGGUCUAUGUAAUAUCGAAAUAGAUGGUGUGUAUUGUGUUACUGACUUACUGUGUAGCUGUGCCUUCUCGAGCAACAUGAACCUGUCGGUAUUUAUAAAGCAGUCGUAGUGUAGUAUCAGUGCAGAGUGCCACAAGUUUCCUCCGAAAGUACAUUCGAUUGCAGCAUUUUUGUUGUUUUGUGAUUGUUCUCUUGCUUCUUGCGCUUAACCUUGUGUCUGCAGGCUUGGCUCUGAGUUACUCCUUCCAAGUACAUCAAUUCAUAUCCAAUUGGCUUGUUCUACCAGAUUGUUCCUACGGAAAAUCCUAUGCUCAAUCAGCAUUUGGCAGCACUUUGGAGCCUCCAGUUUGGUGGUAACGCUGAUGCCUUUUUUUCAGUUCUAUUUACUGGAUUGGCUGGAUAAAAAUAAUAACUGUUUGCAUGUUGACUUGAAUGCAACAAAGGGGUACAUACUUGGCGGUAAAGUAAAAGCAAGAGCCAAGCUUUGAUGUUGACUAGUUAACAAAUAAGUAUAAGUUAUCCAAUUGACGAGCUGGUGACAAUUUCAAUAUGAAUUCCCGCUGGAUAGACUCUGCUGCUCUGGAAAUUUCCUUGAUGGAGCUCUGUCCUUACUAAAAGCCCCAAUUUUUCAUCGGUGUUAUCGAAUUUCUUAAUGAUCUCCACUUUGGUACUUCUUUUCGGCAUUUGCAUUUGGUUUUUUUGUUGUUGUUCAGGAAGGACAUUAUCUGGCUCUGCCAUCUAUACCACACAGAUGAUUGAACCUACAUUGUUAAACAUUAGUCCUUGUGUACGCACUGAGAUGUUCCGCUGUGGGCACACGAGGAUUUGCUCUUGCAAGUUUUGAGCAUUAUU
This is a messenger RNA of Lolium perenne, 8118 nucleotides long. NCBI's taxonomy places the organism in Eukaryota, Viridiplantae, Streptophyta, Magnoliopsida, Poales, Poaceae. The record is from RefSeq and is a predicted model, not a curated record.